UUCUUUUUUCUUGUACUUCUUCUGGGUUUGACUGGGUGUGUCUGCUCUCUGUAACAUGAGAGCCACAUGACCAAUAGGAAGGCAAACAGUCUGGAAGUUAGAGUUCUUCCGCAAACUUUAUGAGUGUUUGCUGCGUAGUAAGAAGCACAAGGCCUACAGUCUACAGUCCAACAACACUGGAACAGAGCUACGUCAGCAAAGAUGGCAAAUCCACUACAGAAGCUUGUGUCUGAGAAAAAGGACAUGGUGGAGACAGUGAUGGAAGUGUUUGAGCAAGGAGCUGAAGUGGUGGCCAGCAUUGCCGGUGACCUCUUCCCCGUCUUCGCCAUCGCAGCCCCGAUCGUCAAGCUAGCUCUGGACAACGUGGAGAGCAAAGAGGCCGCAUUCAUGAAGGAGCAGUUUCAGAAGGUCAGAGAUCGGCUGGAUGUAGUGUCCGAGGAGCUUCAGCGGAUCAACGAGGAGAUCAAGAAGAGCGGCGUGGAUACUACGUACUUCCCCGUUGAGGAAAACAUUACCAAUCAGUUCAGGAAGUACAUGGACAUCCUCAACGCCAAACCGAAGUUCAGGGAAGUGAAGAAGAAGCUCUUCCUGGAGCAUUUCGCCAAGACCGGAGGCGACAAAAAUAUUAACACCCUAUUCAACGUUGUGAUGGGAGAAAGUUUCUCUGGGGAACCUUUGCUCGAGAUCGUCCUUAACUACGAGGAGAAAAAUCGCCGGGUGAUGGAAGACUUUUGCGCCCGUCUGAAGAAGCUCUUCUGCAUUGCGCUCAUUGCGCUGCUGGGCCACGCUGCUCUGAAAGGAUAUGACGAGGAGGACGAUCUUCUGAAAGAGUGGGGUGAGAAGAUGAAGGCUGUCCAGGGUAAAAUGAACGCUGUCAUUGAAGACUGCAUCGUCAGCUUCCCUAAACAAGCCGAAGAAGACUCCCGACGACUGGUGAGAGAUCAGCAAGAUUUAACCAACCAACAGCUAGCUGAUGCUAUGGUAGAGAUGCUAAAGAAGAAGUAUGACUGGGUGGGCUGGUCUGUGCGUAUAUUUAAAUCUCCUUCAGGCCUGUUUGCCAACAAGAGGGAUUUCCAAUGCGCAACGGGAAAGCACCGCUUCCAAGUGCCUUCGUCGGAUGAGAAACUGAACGUGUGGGUGUCCUACAGCUCCUCGCCUGAGCCUGUGGACAAGAGCCACAUCCAACAGCUGAUCCAGUCUCAGAAGAAACUCACAGUGGUUGGGGUCGCUGAGUUCCUGUUCGAGAAGUUACCCGGCGACUGUGUGGUUCACACAAUCAAAUCCUCCAAAGACCUGGCCUGCUCGUGGAGCUUCGAAGAUGAACUUCACUACUGGGAGGAGCACAAAAACUUCUACGUCUGCGUUCACUCAGCUUGAUGUUUUAGACACUGAACAAAACUCCAAAAGUCACUAA
Messenger RNA from Neolamprologus brichardi, 1414 nucleotides. Lineage: Eukaryota; Metazoa; Chordata; Actinopteri; Cichliformes; Cichlidae. The record is from RefSeq and is a predicted model, not a curated record.